Messenger RNA from Suillus subaureus, 1337 nucleotides. RefSeq lists its product as uncharacterized. Gene Ontology annotation, cellular component: cytoplasm; nucleus. The coding region runs from base 52 to 1125 and encodes 357 amino acids. Gene Ontology annotation, molecular function: RNA binding. Lineage: Eukaryota; Fungi; Basidiomycota; Agaricomycetes; Boletales; Suillaceae. The record is from RefSeq and is a predicted model, not a curated record. The transcript has 5 exons.
UCGCAUCCCUCACUUAAACUGAUUGAUCCAUAAAAACGGCCCCGUCAAGUCAUGUCGGUGGCCACAAGAAACCCGUUUGCACUCUUGGACGAGGACAGGCCAUCCACUCCUCCACCUCCAGCUGAGCCUGCUGCACCAGCAGCACCCGCUUCACAACCACAACAAACUCGUGCUCGUGGACGUGGAGGCCCUGCAUCUCGUGGUGGUAGAUACUACCAGCGUGGAGGCGCUGCAGCCCCUGCUACCCCUCCAACCGAUGACCAACCAGCUGCAGAGCCAAAACCAAGGCGAUUCGAUGGCGAGCGCAAAGAAGGCCGUGGAAGAGGUCGCGGUCGUGGUGGCGACCGUGGCGAUCGUGGCGAUCGUGGCGAUCGUGGUGGUCGUGGCCGUCCAUUUGACAAACACAGUCAAACCGGUAAAACCGACUCUGACAAAAAAGUCCACAACUCUUGGGGUGGCGACGAUGGCGAAACGGAGCGAAAAGUGGAGGAAGCCGCUACAAACGAUGCUUUUGCAGAGAACGCAAAUGCUGCUAGCGGUCUAAAUGACUGGGCUGGCGGAGCAGCAGCUGAUGCCCCUGCAGACGACUGGGCUCCCUCCACAGACGCUCCUAAAGAUGACUGGGCUGCUCCUCCCGCAGCAGAAGGUGCCGAAAAGCCUCAAUCCGGCGAAAAGCGUGAAAGGCGCGGUGAUAGAGAGGAAGAAGAAGAUAACACUCUCACUCUCGACCAGUACCUCGCACAACAGCGCGAGAAGGAAAACGCACUCGUCCCCAAGUUGGACGUCAGAAAGCCCAAUGAUGGUGCAGAUGAUGAUGUCUUCAAGGGUGCUGCACCCUUGCAGAAGGACGAAUCGGAGUAUUUCGCUCCGAAGGCCAAAUCGGCCCCAAAGGCUCGCACCAAGAAAGAAGAAAAGGUCUUCAUCGAGAUCGAAGCUCGCUUCGAUCGCCCAAAUCGCGGUGGUCGUGGCGGUCGUGGUGGAGACAGGGGUGGCGGAGAGCGGGGCCGUGGCGAGAGGGGUCGCGGACGUGGGGGACGCGGACGUGGUGGCGCGAACGGUUAUUCCGCUCCUGCCUCAUCUGCCGUCAACGUGGACGACGAGACUGCAUUUCCCUCACUCUCAUAGGGGAGUUGCACGCGCAUAAUAGGCGCCCCCAAGGCUGCAGAAUGCGAUGGCUUGAUUUAAUGUAUACUGACUGGGAUUGACGCCGAUGCUGAUUACAUCACAUAUCAUUUUCUCUGAUUCGUUUUGUCUGUUGUCUUUUUUUUUCGCUCUGUCUUUCUCGAGGUUCAUGCAAUUAUUUUGCCAUGAUGCAAACACAAAAGCGUCUGAUGUGA